AGCACGAAAUUUGUUUUGUUUUUGUUGAACACGCAGCAUGCUGCGUGAGUUGAUUUAUAGAUUAAAUUUUUUGCUGAAAUUUCAAUCUUCAACUUGAUCUUCAGAAAUAAUACAAAAUGAGUAAUAAAAUGAAUAAAGUAAAGUUAUCCAAGGGUAUUUUGGAGAUGAAGUUUAUGUCCAGAACUCGAGAAAAACUAGAAAAGGAGAAAGAUGACGAAGAAGGCAGGGCGCUUUAUAAGAACGAAAUUACUGAUAAGAUGUUGCACGAAUCCUCAAAGUAUAUAAUUGAGACCAGCUAUGUACCUUGCGAGGAUUUAAUCGAGGGCAGGGUAAGCUACGGAGGAAUGAACCCAGAAAUAGAACGGCUAAUAGAGUUGGAGAAAAAUCAGGACAUGGCUCAGCUAAUUGAGAAGCAGCGCGCCGAGGCGGCGGAACGGCAAAAGAUGCGAACGGACGUGCCCGACGAGGAGAUGGCCGAGUUCUACAGCAGUGUUGUGGGGACCAUGAAGCGGAAGUUCGACAACCGCAGAGGCGCCGGUCCCAGUAUUCUACCCCUGAACAUCAAACGAAUGAAAGGCAACACUAUGCUGAGACCGAUUGAUGAUGACGAUUGAAGUAAAUUUAAGUUAAGAAAGAUUUUAUUUACGACAAAUAUAUUCUCAUAACUUUUCAAAAUUUGAAA
Uranotaenia lowii is the source of this 682-nucleotide messenger RNA. RefSeq names its product M-phase phosphoprotein 6-like. The coding region runs from base 117 to 614 and encodes 165 amino acids. Gene Ontology annotation, biological process: maturation of 5.8S rRNA. The transcript is spliced from 2 exons. NCBI's taxonomy places the organism in Eukaryota, Metazoa, Arthropoda, Insecta, Diptera, Culicidae. The record is from RefSeq and is a predicted model, not a curated record.